This is a messenger RNA of Chanos chanos (milkfish), 3810 nucleotides long. RefSeq names its product solute carrier family 26 member 5 (gene slc26a5). Gene Ontology annotation, biological process: sulfate transmembrane transport. The coding region runs from base 165 to 2384 and encodes 739 amino acids. The transcript is spliced from 19 exons. Gene Ontology annotation, cellular component: membrane. Lineage: Eukaryota; Metazoa; Chordata; Actinopteri; Gonorynchiformes; Chanidae. The record is from RefSeq and is a predicted model, not a curated record. Gene Ontology annotation, molecular function: secondary active sulfate transmembrane transporter activity.
AAGGGCAUUCCGACGUUAAACUGUAACCAGACUCUACGCGCGGUUGGUCUACUACAUUCAGUUUGUCCCCUCGCCUCUCAUCCUAGGCUGAGUUCAAAAGAGGGAGGGGAAGAAGACGUCCUUGAAGCCCCAGCCUAUAACAUGAACAGAACUGCCUAGCUAGUAUGGAAGAUGUAACUAGAGAUGAGGAAUCAUACUCCUCACCGACCUACAGCGUGGAGAGACCUGUUUUAAAUGAGCAGUACAUUGACUCCCACCUACUACACCAUAAGGAGAGGCAACCCAAAACUAUCACACAGAGGAUCACAGAGCACUGUCGGUGUUCAACUGAGAAGGCCAAAUCUGUAGUUUUUAGUCUCUUGCCCAUUCUAACAUGGCUACCUUCAUACCCUGUGAAGAAGUACCUCUUCCAGGAUGUUCUGUCUGGUCUGAGCACUGGGGUUGUGCAGCUACCUCAAGGUCUUGCCUAUGCCAUGUUGGCCGCUGUCCCUCCUGUGUAUGGCUUGUACUCAUCAUUUUAUCCAGUUCUGCUCUACACUUUCUUUGGUACCUCAAGGCACAUAUCAGUGGGAACGUUUGCUGUGGUCAGUCUCAUGAUUGGAGGUGUUGCGGUCAGAGAGGCUCCAGACUCCAUGUUCAUGCUUAAUGGUACCAAUGCAUCUGAGCCAGCUGUGGACGAAGCCGCCCGGGAUGCCAGGAGAGUGCAGGUGGCUGUUAUCCUCACGACGUUAGUGGGUAUCAUUCAGUUGCUGCUGGGUGUGCUGAGGUUUGGGUUUGUGGCGAUCUACCUGACUGAGCCCCUUGUUCGCGGAUUCACCACAGCUGCUGCGCUCCAUGUCUUCAUCUCUCAAAUCAAAUAUCUGCUGGGUGUUGAAACCACACGCUUUAGUGGACCCCUCUCUGCUCUUAGGAGUGUUGUUGCUGUCCUACAGAAGAUCACCACCACAAAUGUUGCCACAGUGGUUUUGGGCUUUGGGUGUAUCAUCUUCCUGUUUGGGAUUAAAGAAAUCAAUGAGAGAUUUAAAAAGAAGAUACCUAUCCCCAUUCCUGGAGAGAUUAUAGUGGUGAUUGUUUCCACAGGGAUCUCAUAUGGGAUGGGCUUACAUGCAAACUACAAGGUUGAUAUUGUUAAGGACAUCCCUACAGGGUUGCUACCUCCUGCUAUUCCUGAUUUCUCUCUCUUGCCCAAUGUACUUGUGGAUUCUAUUGCUAUAGCAAUCGUGAGCUUCUCUAUGGGCAUCUCCCUGGCUAAGAUCUUUGCUCUCAAGUACAGCUAUAAAGUGGAUGGGAACCAGGAACUGAUUGCGCUGGGUGUGUGUAAUUUUGCUGCAUCGUUCUUCCAAACCUUUACCAUUACUGGCUCCAUGUCCCGUAGUCUAAUACAAGAAAGCACUGGAGGCAAGACUCAGAUUGCGGGAUUAAUAGGCUCUUUGGUUGUUCUGCUUGUGGUGGCUGCCAUUGGCUUUCUGUUUGAACCUCUGCCAAAGACUGUGUUGGCAGCAAUUAUCAUGGUGAACCUGCUGGGAAUGUUUAAGCAGUUCAGGGAUAUCCCAGCUCUGUGGAGCACCACCAGGAUCGAACUGGCCAUCUGGUUGGUCUCUUUCAUAGCCUCCUUUCUUCUGGGUCUUGACUAUGGCUUGCUGGUGGCCAUUGCAUUUGCAAUACUGACUGUAAUCUACAGAACACAAAGCCCCAAAACUCUUAUUCUGGGACAAAUUCCAAACACAGGGAUGUACUGUGAUGUGAAUGAAUAUGAAGAGGCCACUGAAUGUGCAGGGAUCAAGAUUUUUCAGUCAAACUCCUCCAUCUACUUUGCCAACAGUGACCAGUAUGUGAACACUCUCAAAGUGAAGACAGGUGUAGACCCUGCACAAUUACUUGCUGCUCAGAAAUUACAGAAAAAGAAGGCAAAGAAGAUGAAUGAAGAGAAGAAAACAAAUAAGUCUCCGUCAGAAAAAAGGAACGCUGUUAUCAAACUGGACAUGGAGGACCAUGUCACUCAGGAGUUGGUGGAGGCGUCCCAGCGUGAUACAGACGUCCAGGGGAACGGGCAGGUCACUGAAUCUGAGGUGGUGAUAGACAAUGAGGAGGGACACUGUCUGGUUCCCCUCAGCCACAUCCACUCAAUCAUACUGGACUUCACCCCCGUCAAUUUUAUCGACUCUGUCGGCGCUAAAGCAAUCAAAGCUGUGAUCAAAGAGUAUGCCGCCAUUGAUGUGUGCAUUUUCCUGGCUGGUUGUAGUAGAACACUGCUGGAUGAACUAAGGGCUCUGCAGUUUUUCGGCGGCCCUGUAACCCCUGACCUUGUGUUUCCCACUGUCCAUGAUGCCGUGCUCCACUGCCAGCACAGGAAAACCUCUCCCCCCUGCCCUGCUGUCCAGUGAGCUUGCAGGAACAUGAUUGAUAGAGGCCAGGGUAGGGAGGGUAGGCACAGAGCCUAGGAGCAGUUGUAUGAGAGAGUAUGUUGUAACGAAACCUUAGCGUUAAAAUUACAAGACUAGAGUUAGACAGGGCACCUGGACACAGAGAGUACGACUGAAAUUAGUGACAAGGAAAUCUGGCCUGUUUGAGAAUUUGAUGGUGGUGUUAUGUUGGUGUAGAAUCACCAAACAGUCUACAGUCUACGUGCAUCCUACUGUCCAAGUCCAAUUCAGUCAUGUCGUGAAACCGUCCUGCGAGUACUAUUUUGAUGCUCCCAUUGACAUUCCAGUAGGUUGAUUUCAGAUUGCAACUUAUUUUGGCAUUGAUUUUCAACAAAAAAAAAAUUCACUCAAGUUAAAUGUUGGUCAUCACUGAUGGGUUGAUCUCGUCAACCAUUUCCAAAAGAACUUGUAUACAAGGGUGCAAUGUGUAAUCACUAUGUAAGAUUUUAGAUUUUUUUUCUUUCUGUGUUUGUAUGUUGUUGAGUUUGCUUUGAAUUAAUGACAAUCAUUUGGGUGAUGAUGACGGUAGAGUGUUUCACUAAUAAUGUUUCUCUGCACUACUGUUGACAGUUUAUGUAGGUACGCCCCCUUGUGUUUGCAGCGCCGUCAUCACUUCGGCUCUCUCGUUGGUGCUGCUGGCUUCCCGCACUUCUGUUUUAUGAGGUCUUUUUAAAAUGAUAUUGGAGUUUUUUUGGGUCUGGAUGAGGCAAAUUUCUUAUGCAUACAGUUACUGAAAGAAAAGUGAUAUUUUGUGCCUGGCUAUCUUCCAUUUCAAUAUAGACCAGUAUUAUGACAAACACUACGGUGAAAUCCCCAGAUUGUCAGCCUGUUACCUGUGUCGGGAGGUGUUUAUGUCCAAGACGCAUCUCGUCUUUUAGUCACUUUUUACCACCAGUUUGAAAUGCAGUUCGUCGGUAUCUAGUAUCCAGAACUACAUAGACAACUGACCAUCAGUAAACACGGAUCAGUCAGAGGAAGAGCUGUCAGGUGUGUGUGUGUGUGUGUGUGUGUGUGUGUGACCCAGCCGGCUGUGCUCCUCCGCAUCCCCGGCCGCGGUCACCAGGUGUGGUGCUGCUGGGAUUUGAGCUUUGAAUCCCAGAUGUGGGACACACCUCUAUUGUGUGAUAGUGCCUUAGCCAGGUGCUCCAUCCAGGGGCCAUGCAUCUUCAUUUUUUAAUGAAAUAGAGCUCUAACGUAUUGUAAUGUGUUUCAUUUUUUUUAAGCAUAUAAAAGGAGACCAAAGUCUUGGAAUCAACUACAAAUGUAGGCAAAGUGGUGGUUUAGGUCUUUCAGGAACUUGUUGAUUUGAAAUGUAUUUUUAUAAGAAAAUAUGGAAUUUCUUUUAUCAUGUUAGGUCAUGUAUACAUUUAAUAAAAAAUGCUUUUGC